AUGGACAUCCUCAGCGCGAUUUCCGCCCUCUGCGGCUGGAUCUACACAAUCAGCUGGUCGCUCUCCUUCUACCCCCAGCCGCUCCUCAACGCCAAACGCCGCUCCACCUCCGGCACCACCGUCGACUUCCCGCUCCUUAACUGUCUCGGCUUUUUGUCAUACUUAUUGUCGACAAGCGCCAUGCGCUACUCGGCCACCGUCCGCGCCGAGUACGCCGCGCGCCACCACGGCCUCACGCCCACCGUCGCCGCCAACGACGUCGUGUUUGCUGCCCACGCUCUGUUGCUCUCGCUCUUUGUCGUGUCACAGUACCUACUGCCGCAGAUCUGGGGCUGGCACAAGAACGACGAGGAGCCUGCUGAGGAGGGACUGUCUGAGGGUGACGCUGCGACCCUGUCCGACGACCGUCCGCAGCAAAACGUGCGCCGGCGCCGCCUCCCGCGCGGCAAUGACAAACCCUCCCACUUUAUCCUGGGCGUCAUGGCCGGUUGCAUGGCCGGCGUGCUCUUUGUGACUCUGCUGGUCGUCCAGGGCAGCGGGGCUAGCCGUGGCGGGCGUGCCACCGACACCGACGCAGAAACGACCCCUUGGCAGUGGCUCGACGUUGUCUACGCCCUCGGCUACGUCAAGGUCAUCGUCACCCUCAUCAAGUACUCGCCCCAGGUCCUCGUCAACUGGCGCAACCGCAGCACCCAGGGCUGGAGCAUCUACACGAUGAUCCUUGACUUCGUCGGCGGCAUCCUCAGCAUCGUCCAGCUGCUGCUCGACAGCUACCGCCAGCACGACUGGUCCGGCGUGACAGGCAACCCCGUCAAGCUGCUGCUGGGAAAUGUCUCCAUAUUGUACGACCUCGUCUUCUUCACGCAGCACUAUGUGUUGUACGCAGAGAGCAGUCGCGGCGAUGGCAAGGACCUGGCGCACGAGGAAGAGGCUGUGGAAAACAGCCGGACGCAGCCGACAGAGCGUGAUCGAUUGUUAGAGAGGCAGUAA
Sporothrix brasiliensis 5110 is the source of this 990-nucleotide messenger RNA. Its product is annotated as cystinosin. Gene Ontology annotation, biological process: L-cystine transport. The record is from RefSeq and is a predicted model, not a curated record. Gene Ontology annotation, molecular function: L-cystine transmembrane transporter activity. The transcript has a single exon. Lineage: Eukaryota; Fungi; Ascomycota; Sordariomycetes; Ophiostomatales; Ophiostomataceae. Gene Ontology annotation, cellular component: vacuolar membrane; fungal-type vacuole. The coding region runs from base 1 to 990 and encodes 329 amino acids.